Trichophyton rubrum CBS 118892 is the source of this 1281-nucleotide messenger RNA. RefSeq lists its product as uncharacterized. The coding region runs from base 1 to 1281 and encodes 426 amino acids. The record is from RefSeq and is a predicted model, not a curated record. Lineage: Eukaryota; Fungi; Ascomycota; Eurotiomycetes; Onygenales; Arthrodermataceae. The transcript is spliced from 2 exons.
AUGAAGAAAAUACCAUUCCUCCUGGCCUUGAUGGGCUCCUCCACGGCCGUUGGAUACCCCUGGCACUACCACGACGGCAGGAUUGUAGUCCGCGAGAUCGUCUCAGAGAUAUUCGGAUCUUCCGCGCCGGCACCUCCACCUCCAUACAACAACAUCAAUACCUCGCUGACACCAGCAGAGGCUCCUCCGAGCCCGUCAUUAUGGCCGCCGAACAUCGAGUCAUGCCAUUGUCCCGUAACCUACGUGCCAAUGCUGCCUGUGGAGUGUACAGGAGAGCUGUUCUAUGCCACAAAGCCUCCGCAGACUGUGUACACUACGAUCACCGAAGUGCACACGUUGAAGCCUAUAGAUACAGCGCCUAUGGGCCCUCCUACGCUGGUCACCCCUCCUCCGCCAUGCUCCACCUACAGUUGUCCUCCCGCACGCUGUAAAAUGGGCCUUUUCCCUUCUCUCGCACCUCUAAUAUCGACCGUCAGCGUCACCAAGAAGACCACCAUCAUGGGCGUCCCCUCCGCCGAACCACCGCCAUCAUUCCAAGAUACCAGCUCAGGAAGCGCAGCAGGCCAGAAUAUACCCCCUACAGCCUCGCCAACUGACGACUCGAGUGCUUCUCGGCCGUCCGGUAAAUCAAAGUCAGAUUCUGGCUCCCCAGACGAACCUCACAGCGGUUCUCAGGGAACUACUUCUUCAGCCAGCCAGGGUAAUAGCCCGGAAGGCCGUCCAGAAAACAGUCAAGGAAGGCCUCAGAGCGGUACUCCAAAUGGUCAGCAAGGAGGUAGCCAAGGGAGCUCUCAAGCCUCUCGACAAACAACGCUUGCUCAGCCUCCCGGUAGCUCCAUGCCAGUUGAUCCGGGGCCUAUCACCUCAGAAGGUGCAGGCCACUCCCAUUCAGUCCCUACCAGAACCAUGUUCAACCUGGGUGGGAUCCCUAUCACUAUUCAGGAGACUGACUCCGUCACUCUUGGAAAUGGGCCGUCACGCACUACUAUUACUAGUAAUUCUACCCCGACCACAUUUGCGGUUGAUGGCCAUACUUUUACCGUAAACCCUUCAGAGGUAAUCUACCUCGACACUACUUUCCACCUCGGUGCAGAUCCUAUGAAGUCACCACCACUCGUAUCAGGUACGGCUAAUCCUACGGACAGAGGAGACAGGGAGGGUCCGCGAACCGACAGUGAGGGCCAUACCAUAUCUCCUCACUCAUGCUUCGGACAAGACCGACCUUCAGUCAGAGUCUUGCAGUACGGAUAUCCACUAGUAUCAACACCACAUUUGUUCUAG